This is a messenger RNA of Glarea lozoyensis ATCC 20868, 654 nucleotides long. RefSeq lists its product as uncharacterized. Bases 1 to 654 code for a protein of 217 amino acids. NCBI's taxonomy places the organism in Eukaryota, Fungi, Ascomycota, Leotiomycetes, Helotiales, Helotiaceae. The transcript is spliced from 2 exons. The record is from RefSeq and is a predicted model, not a curated record.
AUGCCUCUCUACCCCACAACACCCAGCUCCUCCCAGCCAACCAGCUCCUGUAUCCCCCCAGCCCCCAUCCCCAUACCCAACAACGACCAAACCCACACCUUCACCGUCCUAGCACGCACCACAAUCCCAAACACCCCUCCCCUCGCCAUCCUAAACCUGAUCCGCAACCUCUCCACCUGGAAACAAUGGAACACAUUCUGCCCUCACGCCGUCAUCAAGACUCCAGGCACAGCAGUAAAUGGCUUUGAAAACCACGACGACUGGUUGACUCCAGGAAUGGUCUUGACCAUCGACGUACACAUGAAUGGAGAUGGCAAAAAGAGCCGUACGCAGGACAUCGAAGUCACGAUGUUGCAGGAGAUCAAGGAGGGAGAUAGGUAUGUGAGUCCGGUGCGGAAGCAGGGGGGACGCGGGUAUGUGAUUGCGUGGAAGAGUUUGGGGUGGAAGGGCUGGCAGUUGAGGAGUGUACGGAUUAUGGAGUUUUGGGAGGGCGAGGGCGGGACGGAGUUUGGUGGGAUACUGGGAUCGACUGUCAGGAGGAUGGUUGGAUCAACUUUGGUUGAUCGAUUUGGCGAUUAUGCUAGAGAUGUUAGAGAAUUUUUCGAGAAGAGAGAGGUGGCUGAUGGUGAUGUUGAUCGGGUUGUGGAGGGCUGA